Messenger RNA from Phragmites australis (common reed), 1131 nucleotides. RefSeq names its product protein PLASTID TRANSCRIPTIONALLY ACTIVE 7-like. The record is from RefSeq and is a predicted model, not a curated record. The transcript has 4 exons. Bases 78 to 665 code for a protein of 195 amino acids. NCBI's taxonomy places the organism in Eukaryota, Viridiplantae, Streptophyta, Magnoliopsida, Poales, Poaceae. Gene Ontology annotation, cellular component: plastid-encoded plastid RNA polymerase complex. Gene Ontology annotation, biological process: plastid transcription.
GGCCCGUGCCGUGAGCCAUCCAACGCCAACGGCUCGGGAACGGGAUGAGGUGAGAGACUCGGCGGCCUCCCGUGCAAAUGGCUAUGGCUAUGGCAAUGGCAACGGUUUCCCUCGCUGUAGCCGCGCACCACCACGGCGGCGGCCACCUGUCCGCCGGCUUCCUCUCCUCCCCGCGAGCAGGUGGGAGGGCCGGCCGCAGCUGCGUCACCAUCUCUAUGAGAGCCCAGAAGAAGAAGAGCAGAGGAGAGUCCGGGAGUGGGAGCGGAGGCGGAGGCGGAGGCGGGGACGGGCGGGCGAGCAGCGAGCGGCGAGUGUGGCGUCGUCGGAAAUUGACCAAAGUGGAUGACAUGUUGCGGUACAAGUUGGAUCGUAUCCCUUUCUUGGAAGAGAAGGUGAGAAAAGUAAGGGAAAACGGGAAAAUCGUAUGCUUGGACAUCAAUCAGCUUAUGUUAUCUCAAGAGAAUAGAUUUGCAUUCACAAUGGAGGUGGCUGAAGAAGCUAACACCUAUCUUGAGAAGAAUAGGCAUGAGUAUGGAUUGAAGAAACCUAUACUGCAUGUGCUCAGUGACCGCAUGAAUGAAGCUGGAUUUUCUCGGCCAGAGGGUUACCUUUAUCCUUAUCCUAUCAAGCCUGGUCCUUAUUUCAUUAAAGAGGAGGGACAUUGAGUAAAAUCAUAUGCUCCUUGGACCAGAGAGCUCAAGAUGGGGGCCUCUUUUUCACAAAGGAGCUUUCUUGGAGGGCCUAGUUUUUGCAGUAUAUUAUACAGUUGGAGAAAAAUGAAGAAUUCUCUGAAAUGACGUUCAUAAUCAAACGCCCGGAAAAUCAAAAUGAAGGUUCCAGAUCUCUGACACGUUGCAAGAACAUCUCCAGGUUGAAUGCAAGCCCACGGCAAUGGAUUCUUUCUGUGUGGACUGUUGUAUUGGUUGCUUCAGUCCUUGCUUGGACCAACAAAACAACCAUCCGCAGCGGAAACCAUCCCUUAGCUGGCGCGGUCACAUUCGUCAUCAAGCUCUAAUAAAUCAAAGGAUCCAUGCUAUUGUUUCCUUGACAUAUUGUAGCGAUACUUCUACGAAUUUACCAUGGACUACAACUACUACCUAGCAUGAAUCUAUGCGCUGAAGGUUUCCCGUA